Microthlaspi erraticum is the source of this 1257-nucleotide messenger RNA. Lineage: Eukaryota; Viridiplantae; Streptophyta; Magnoliopsida; Brassicales; Brassicaceae. The record is from the annotation of a GenBank genome assembly.
AUGCAUGUUCUCCAGAAGAGGAUCAAUAAAGAUACUUUUGGGGACAUUCUUGAGAAGGUAUCAACACGUUUGGCUGGCUGGAAGGGGCAGAUGCUAAGUUUCGCAGGUCGCAUCACCCUAACAAGAUCAGUCCUCUCGUCUAUACCUGUUCACACGAUGAGUACCAUUGUGCUUCCGCAGUCGACUUUGGCUCAACUCGACAAGACAGCCAGAGCUUUUAUGUGGGGAGAUACUACUAAUCAACGGCGACAGCACUUGGUGGCCUGGGACAAGAUUUGCUCUCCCAAAGAUGAUGGAGGGUUGGGAAUCCGGAAAGCACAGGAUAUGAAUAAAGCCGUCGUCGCAAAGCUUGGAUGGCGUCUGCUGCAAGAUCAAACAUCCCUCUGGGCACGGGUCUUACGCGGGAAGUAUAAGGUUCACGAUGUACGAGAGGCGACAUGGUUCAAUACCAAAGGGAACUGGUCCUCCACCUGGCGCAGUAUUCUCAAAGGGAUGAGAGAGGUGGUGAUACCGGGUCUGAGUUGGGUGCCAGGGGAUGGGAGGAACAUCCGUUUCUGGAAAGACAAUUGGUUACUAGGCAAACCUCUACAACAGGCAGCUAAUACAGAGGUCCCUGUCGAUAUGGUGGAUGCGCGCCUGUGUGACAUGUGGAGCCCUGGAGUCGGAUGGAGGUGGAACGCCAUAGAGCUGCAUAUCCCUAUCCAGGUGAAGUUAAUGUUAACAUCAGUGGUGUUUGAUGAGAUAACCGGAGCAAGAGACAGAAUCUCGUGGGGACACACGCAAAAUGGCGAGUUCUCAGUCCGGUUCGCCUAUGCUUUUAUUUCCCGAGAUAGUAGCCCUCGACCAAACAUGCAGGCGGUAUUUAAGCAGAUAUGGCACGUACUGGCGCCGGAGAGAGUCAGGAUUUUCCUCUGGCUGGUAGGGAACGAGGUGAUUAUGACUAAUAUGGAACGGCAGCGACGACAUCUUAGUAACACCGGAGUCUGUCAGGUAUGUAGAGGGGGAGAAGAGUCUAUAUUACAUGUGUUGCGGGACUGUCCGGCAAUGGCAGGGGUGUGGCAGCGAAUAGUGCCUGCACAUAAGAGGAGCGCGUUCUUUACAAGACAUCUGUUGGGAUGGCUGUAUGAUAACCUAGGGGAUGGAACGGAGACGGAUGGAUAUAUCUGGUCCACACUAUUCGCUAUGGGAGUCUGGUGGGGUGGAAAUGGCGCUGUUGGAAUGUUUUUGAACAUCCUGGGAAGUGCCGAGAUCGAGUGA